AUGUCCGCCGACCCUUACUCUAUGUGGCUGACCUACCGAUCUUCCAUCACUUCUCUGACUUUGAACUCACAGUUUACAAGAGUUACAGUUGAGGAGCGGAUUCCUGUGACUCUGAGAUGUGAUGUUGACAGUGAUCCAGGAUCUGACAUAAAAUUAUUGAACAACUCACAGAUUCUGCGUGAAGUGACAAACUCUAAACUGGCUGAGUACUCGUGGGACGAGGCUGGGUGUCUGGAUACAGGACACUACAAGUGUGAAGCGGGAAACAACAUCAAGUCAGCUGUCAGUGAAAGUGUCCAGUUUGUUGUUAGAUGUUCACCGAGACUAGACCAUCGUGAUCCAUUCCAGAACGUGUUUGUAGUAGCAGUAGGUGGUGACGUAUCUCUGAAGAUAUCAGUGAUUGCUAAUCCAACACCGGCAUUCACCUGGUACAAACUGACUGAUGGAAACAAAAAUAAUAGUAUUGGGUCUGGACGUUCAGCAACAACUGACGUAUCUGCUGUUGGAGAACUCACACUGAGAAAUGUUCAGCAGGGAGAUAUUGGUACCUACCAGGUUGUUGUGUCUAAUGGAGCUCCAAGACAAGAUCUUGUGGUGAACCUGAAGCUUUAUGUAGCAGGUCCGCCAAGUAUUCCUUCUGAUGUCUCAGCAUGGGCAAAUGGUCCACACUCGAUCUUAAUUGUUUGGCUGGAGCUUUUUAAUGGAGUAUCAGAGCAGACGUUUCUUGUACAGUACCGAGCAGAUAGAACAUCAUUGUGGACAAAUAUUACUGAACAGUUUCCAGGAAAAGGUCUCAACACCAUUCAGAAAGCUGUCAUAUCCAAUCUUCAACCAAACUCAAGAUAUUUGAUUCGGGUUUUGGCUUAUAACAGAUAUGGAUACAAAGGCUUUACCAAGAACCAGGAAGCUUUGACUUUACCAUCAGCCUCAUCAAGCAAAUUAAAUGGGGAAGGAAUUGCAGUAGGGGUUGUGAUUGGGAUUGCUAUUUCUGCUGUGAUAGUGACUGUGAUAGUCUUUAUUUUGUGGAGACGAGGUUAUAUAUGCCCUUCUUCUAAAUCAGUUGGACAACGAACUGAAAGCAAUGA
This is a messenger RNA of Gigantopelta aegis, 1085 nucleotides long. Its product is annotated as nephrin-like. The record is from RefSeq and is a predicted model, not a curated record. The transcript is spliced from 6 exons. NCBI's taxonomy places the organism in Eukaryota, Metazoa, Mollusca, Gastropoda, Neomphalida, Peltospiridae. The annotation marks the transcript as partial. Gene Ontology annotation, molecular function: protein binding.